Molecule: messenger RNA, 1940 nt
Organism: Solanum verrucosum
Lineage: Eukaryota; Viridiplantae; Streptophyta; Magnoliopsida; Solanales; Solanaceae
Product: pentatricopeptide repeat-containing protein At1g43980, mitochondrial
Exons: 1
Coding region: 1-1887 (628 amino acids)
Biological process (GO): RNA modification
Molecular function (GO): protein binding; RNA binding
Source: RefSeq, a predicted model, not a curated record
AUGUACCCUUUUGUACAAAGAGUUUACAAAUACCACACACAUUCACUUUCAUUCUAUUCUCGUCUCAUACCCCACUGCCUCUCAUUCAGUUCUUUGCAAAUACUUCAUGGGAAAUUAAUAAAACUUGGUUUCAACAAGAAUACUUUUCUGGGUAAUUGUUAUCUUGAUUUGUAUAGCAAGUUUGGUACAAAAAUUGAUGCUUUUAAAGUCUUUGAUGAAAUACCAUACAAGAAUGUUGUGUCCUGGAAUAUAUGGUUGAAGGUGCUAGUUCAGUCAGGUGAUGUGCAUUGUGCACGCCAAUUGUUUGAUGAAAUGCCUGAGAGAGAUGUUGUGAGUUGGAAUUCGAUGAUUUCGGGGUAUGCUUUGUAUGGGUUGUUUGAGAAUGCUUUGGGUGUUUUCUUGGAAAUGCAAAAGUAUGGUAUUAGGCCUAGUGGAUAUACUUACUCGAUAUUGGUUUCACAUGUAGAGUUUGCUUUCCAUGGCAAGGAGAUACAUGGAAAUAUGCUAAGGAAUGGUGUGGAUUUGUCUAAUGUGGUGGUUGGGAAUUCACUGAUUGAUAUGUAUGGAAAGCUUGGGAUAGUAGACUAUGCUACUGGUGUAUUUUUAGCCAUGGAGACAGUGGAUGUUAUUUCAUGGAACUCAUUGAUUUCGAGCUGUUGUAAAUCAGGGUAUGAAGAUACAGCUCUGUCUUAUUUCUCUUUGAUGAGAGCUUGCAAAUAUUCACCGGAUGGGUUCACAAUGUCUUCAGUGCUUAUUGGCUGUUCAAACUUGCGCAGUUUGGAGAAGGGCAAGCAAAUCUUAUGUCUUUGCGUAAAGAUGGGAUUUUUGUGCAACACUAUUGUUUCAAGUGCAGCAAUUGACUUGUUUUCUCACUGCAACAGAAUUGAGUAUUCAGCUCGUAUAUUUAAGGAUUCAAAUAUUUGGGAUACAGCUCUGUGCAAUUCAAUGAUUUCGAGCUAUGCACUGAACAGUUUAGAAGAAAAUGCCUUGCAGCUAUUUGUCCUAACUUUGAGGAAAAAUAUUAGAGCUACUGAGUUUACACUCAGCUGCAUUCUUAGCUGUACUACAACUUUCCCUGUGGAUCUGGGGAUUCAAGCUCAUUCUUUGGUCAUCAAGUUAGGCUUUGUAUCAGAUCCUGUUGUUUCCACUUCACUUGUAGAUAUGUACUGUAAAUAUGGAUUGAUUGAUUCCGCCGCAAAUAUUUUCAAUGACCUACUAACAAGAGAUUUGAUAUCGUGGAACACCAUGAUCUUUGGGCUGGCUAUCAAUGGUGAAUCUACCAAAUCACUCAGCCUUUAUUAUGAACUACUUGAACUUGGUGGUCAACCAGAUCGAAUAACAUUGACUGCGCUUCUGUUAGCUUGCAGCUAUGGUGGAUUUGUCGAUGAAGGUAUAUCCAUAUUUUCUUCAAUGGAAGAGGAAUAUGGAAUCACACCUGGCAUUGAGCACUACACUUGUGUUGUGGGCAUGAUGACCAGGGCUGGUAAACUUAAAGAAGCCGGAGAUAUAUUACAAAAUAUGCCUCACGAGCCCAACAGUGAAAUGUGGGAAUCAAUACUUCUUGCUUGUGAUAUUUAUGGGGACUUGAAAGCAACUGAAAAGGUUGCAGGGAAGAUAAUGGAGUUAGCACCAGAAUCAUCUCUGCCAUAUUUGGUGCUAGCGCAAGUAUACGAGUCCAGGGGAAGAUGGGAGAGCCUUGUUCGGGUCAGGAAGGAGAUGAAAGAGAGAAUAGAAAACAAAGUAGCUAGUUACAGUUGGAUUAGUGUACGCAGCAGUGUAAUCAUGUACCAAGCAAACCAAAUUCUUAGUUGUGGCAGUAAGGACAUAGGCAUUUAUUCAACGUUGAAGCUAUUGACAGAGGAUACAUGGGAUAAAGGUUUAUGCUAAUCAGUUGCAACUGGGAGUAAUAGCUACUAAACAGAUGAGUAUAGUGCACAAAU